CCGGCAAUGGAUUUAUGCAAUAGUCAUCAUGCGCCCUUCGUCUUCAGUCUUUACUUCACCUCUGUUGUUCUGCCAUCAAACACCCAAGGUCGUUGAUAUCCUAUCAGUCGACUUACUGCCGCAGCCAUGCCCGUCGCUAUGGAGAAACCAGCGCCAAAAGACCUGUCGUAUCACUACUCCAGGGUGACAAAGAAUCGUAAUGCCAGUCUCGUCAAGAAGUUUUACCAAUACAUGUUCAUACCUGGGAUGGGCAACCUCGCUGGAGGCCUGCCCAAUCCUGGGUAUUUCCCCUACGACACUUUGGAGGCCGCCACAGCGACACCAGAUCGGUUCAAGCCAACUCCCAAUAAGCCCGUUGAUCCUCCCACAGCCGAUUUGGCAAAGACAAGUCUCUCAGACACUCCGACCGCCUCUCGGGUCCUUGUUCCACACGAUUCCGCUGAGCCCAACGUUCUACGGAAAAUUGAUCUCACCACCGCUUUACAAUAUGGCACUGCGCAAGGUUACCCUCCGUUGUAUGCCUUCAUCAGGUCUUUUGCACAGAACAACUUACACCCCAACGUGCCUUAUAAAGGAGGAGUCGAGGUGAUAUUGACCUGCGGAUCGACAGAUGGUUUCGCCAAAACCAUUGAGUGCUUUAGUAACAUUUGGGACGAGGAAAGAGAUUGGAUUCGAGAAAGAGAAGGUGUUUUGUGCGAGGAAUUCGCUUAUAUGAAUGCCAUUCAGACUGCUAAACCUCGUGGUCUCAAUGUCGUCCCCGUGGCCAUUGAUGACGAGGGCAUGCUAGCGUAUGGCAAAGGUGGACUAGAAGAAGUCAUGGAACAUUGGGACAAGAACAAGGGAAAGCGACCUCAUUUGAUGUACACCGUCACUAUGGGCCAAAAUCCAACUUCAGGUCUUCUUUCUGUCAAGAGACGGAAGGAGAUUUACGGGUUAUGUCAGAAAUAUGACAUUAUCAUUGUUGAAGAUGACCCAUACUGGUACCUACAGUACCCCUCUGCCAACGAACUCUCGAUCAAAGCUCGCGGCCAGGCUGUCUCGGAGAACUAUCCUGCAACGUCAGCACACAACUACAAUACCUCAUCGGGUGGCAAAUCGAGCGGCUUUCCAUUCCUGGACAGUCUCGUGCCUUCGUACUUGUCAAUUGACGUGGACGGCAGAGUCGUAAGACUGGAUACUUUCAGCAAGACCGUAGCACCCGGUUGUCGCCUGGGCUGGAUUACUGCUCAGCCUGCCGUGUGUGAGCGGUUGCAACGCAUCACUGAGACGAGCACCCAGCAGCCUUCUGGAUUUGUUCAAAGCCUGAUUGCCGAACUGAUCAUGGGUCCUUCUUCCAAGGGCGACCCUGGAAAGGGUGGCAGGGGAGAUGGCAGUGGUUGGGGGGCCGAUGGCUGGGUACGAUGGCUGGAAGGUCUUCGAGGCAACUACGAACGUCGAAUGCAGGUCAUGAGUAACCUUCUCGAAGAGGGAAAAUAUGUUAUUCAUGACUCCAGACGACCCUCCACUGCGUCGGAAGAUGAUUUCGAGUACCAGGUGUUGCACAAAACCCAGAUGUAUGACUUUUCCUAUCCCAUGGCUGGGAUGUUUCUCUGGAUGCGGGCACAUUAUGAGACACACCCACUGUACAGUAAAGUCGAAAGCCAGCGACUCGCGCAAGCUUUGUGGGUUUUCAUGACGACGGACGACUAUCUGGUCUUACUCAGCCCUGGGUCACUCUUCUGCCCCACGGAAGAAAUUGCUGAAAAGAAAGGCUGGCAGUAUUUCCGACUUUGCUUUGCAGCAAUCGACGACGACAUUCUGAAGAAAAAGACCAAGGCCGUCGUGGACGCGUUCACUGACUUCUGGGCCAUCGACGACGUCAAGGCGAUUGACAAGUUGCUGGAGGACGAUGAGGCGAUUCAAGCUAGAAUUGCCCAGCUUACAACAUACAAUCAGGGAUUAUACGCCAUUAAUCCAGUCAUGUGUUAGUACAGGAUCUGUUGCGAUUGGACGGGCAGGAUCUAUGAUGAAUAUGCUAUGAUAGAAAUGGUAAAUGAAACAUACAUAGGAACUUGGGUAGGAAUGAUUUUGUUUAUGGCAUUCUUUGGUCUGGGUAGAAGUGUCCCGCCUCUACCUUCGGAGUAGCGUGUUGAUGUCACCCUAGGUAAACAUACCUAAAUACAGUAUAAAUAGGUUACUCCAGAC
This is a messenger RNA of Exophiala oligosperma, 2184 nucleotides long. RefSeq lists its product as uncharacterized. Gene Ontology annotation, molecular function: pyridoxal phosphate binding; transaminase activity. The transcript is spliced from 3 exons. Gene Ontology annotation, biological process: biosynthetic process. The coding region runs from base 127 to 1968 and encodes 613 amino acids. Lineage: Eukaryota; Fungi; Ascomycota; Eurotiomycetes; Chaetothyriales; Herpotrichiellaceae. The record is from RefSeq and is a predicted model, not a curated record.